Molecule: messenger RNA, 1177 nt
Organism: Didymella exigua CBS 183.55
Lineage: Eukaryota; Fungi; Ascomycota; Dothideomycetes; Pleosporales; Didymellaceae
Exons: 2
Coding region: 141-1052 (303 amino acids)
Source: RefSeq, a predicted model, not a curated record
CGCUUUCGUGUCUGACCUUUUGAAGCACGACAUCGUAUGGCGUUAGGGUGCUCAUGUCUGGGCGUUCAUAGACAAACAGCCGCCCGUGUUGUUUUAAAUCGACGAUCUUCCAAUAACGAUUAGUACCAUUAGCAGCGACGAUGGCCAAAUUCAACUUCCCACCACUAGAUGCUGGGCCACCUUCACGUCGCAACUGGUAUCAAGAGCUUCUUGAUGACCCUCAAUGUCGCGGUGACCCAAAACGAGUUCAAGAGGCAUACGAAACCCAUAGAGAUGCAUGGAGGGCAAAGCAAAUCGAACUAUUUUCCCACGGCGAGACAAACCCUGUCAUAUCUGAUCAAACCCUUCUCAAGCACUUGGCUCGCCAAAAGAGGCUUCGAAACGGCCAUCAACAUGAUGAGAAUGAUGACACAGAUUCCCAGGAGAUCAACUGCUGUGUCAUUUGGGCAAGACCUCCUCAACACGUCCUCAACCAGAUACAGACCGUCCAAGCAGAUCUUCAGCGACUUGUUAGCGAUGACCUAUACCUCAUACCAGAGAAGGACCUACACCUCUCAGUGAUCGAGCUGUCGCAUCGCCAUACCGUACCACAGCUUCGUAGUGUCGCUGAUGAGAUCGGAUCAGCACGUAUCCAGAAGAUCCUCGGCCUCGUCUCGACACUGGACACCAAGCCUGGAUUAGUAGCACCGACCAUUAGCUUUGACAAGAUGGGCAUCGCAGUGAAUUUUCUCCCAACCGAUGUCAGUUCGUACACAUACCAUCAUCUGAGAAGCGACAUGCAUGCUCAAGCACUGGAGAGUGGGAUCGAUAUCGAUAUGUGCUACACUGCUCCUUCUGCGCACAUCACAAUCGGAAGAUUCAUCGGAAACAAGUUCUUCGAGAUAGUGGAAACGCGGAAGAAGUUUGUUCAGCUGGUCCAAGACUUCAACAGCGUGGCAGUAGCGGAGAAAGAUGGCUGGGUUGUUGGUGAGAGUCAAGGCCUUGAGAUGCAACUUGGAUAUCUGAAGUUCGGUAGAGAGAGCAGUAAGGCGGAUUUGGUAGGUAAAAUAUGACAGGACCAAUCCAGCUUUCGAGAAAUACUAAGCCCCUGUGGUCCAUGUGGGGGUGUGUAGCUCCUUUGAUCAGUAGGAAAGGUAACGCCAGUACCAAGUGAAUCGAAAGACCUCAUGCAACGCCC